Molecule: messenger RNA, 2924 nt
Organism: Pectinophora gossypiella (pink bollworm)
Lineage: Eukaryota; Metazoa; Arthropoda; Insecta; Lepidoptera; Gelechiidae
Product: hemicentin-2-like
Exons: 9
Coding region: 307-1299 (330 amino acids)
Biological process (GO): synapse organization
Cellular component (GO): neuron projection membrane
Source: RefSeq, a predicted model, not a curated record
GCGCGCGUUUACUAGAGUCGACUUUCCUCCCAAACUUUUUCACAUAAAACACGCGAUGAAAUUCUCUCAUUUUAUCAAUUGCGCAUAAAUAUUUUUGGUGAUCUUGCAGUUUGGAAAUUAUAAAAUUACGUGAUUAUUAAUGUAGAGAAGAGAUUUUGUGUGAAAAUUUAAUAUUAUUUGUUUUGAAAGAAACUGUGACAAUGCAGUGAUGAUUGGAACGCAGUUUUUCAAGAAUGGCUUUACUGGAAACUCCGAGACGGUGUUUCCUCGUAUAGUGGGCCUGCUGAGCGGGUAGGAUGCAGCGGCAUGCAGCGCGCAGUGUUGCUGAUGGCGGUUCUCACGCCAAUUUCACCACUCGAUAACUUCACAGCUUCAACAGGUAUUAAACCGGAAGUCACUUCAGAGCCCGGCACGAUGCCUCCGGCGGUGGUCUUCAGGAACCCGCGACCGUACUCUCCGAGGCCGAGGAAAACGUCCAUGCGUCAAGGGAAGUCAGAUUCACCGAUGCUCAACUAUAUAUUUGACUCCUAUGCAACAAGUAACAAGCACUUCCAUGACAAAUUUCGUCCGCCGUCGUUUGAAGGUGACGUGUCUUCGGAGGAUACCUCCAUUGAUGCCGACACCGGAGCUACUGUCAACUUCGAUUGUCAAGUAGCAUCCCUGAGGGACAAAACCGUAUCUUGGAUUAAAGUUUCCGACGAUGAAAAUUUGGAGUUGCUAACUUUAGAUUUAGAAACACAUACAGCGGAUUCGAGAUUCCGUGUGGACUUGGCCAGCGAAACCUGGCGGUUGACCUUGUCAGACGCUCGGGCCACGGAUUCUGGUGUCUAUUGUUGCCAUGUGUCCACGCACCCACCGAUGUUAAAGCGCUUCAAACUUACAAUUCAUCGUCCUGAAAUAAAACUGACCAAAGAGGCGUUCCUUGAGACAAGCGAGACACUCUCCCUGAAAUGCAUGAUCUUACACUUGCACCCCGGAGAUUCCGAGCCCGCUCUCCGAUGGUAUAGAGGAAACAGCUCAGUUCCGCUGGAUGAAAUACGUGGCGGAGUUCUUAUCGAGACGGACUAUCUGACGUUCACGAGUCACCUGCAGGUGGCCAUGCUCAAGGUGGAAGAUGCUGGUAACUACACCUGUGCCUUGCAUGUGCCAAUGGAGAUGAGAACAGUCGCGAGGGUUCAUGUGUUACGAGGUUCGAGUCUGGCUGAACUGCAGAGUGGCGUGAAGACUACGACGAGCUAUUUGAGCCUACUGAUGGCAGCCAUGCUGGUCGUCAUUGGAGCAUACAGCGACGUGAGGUGACCUAUUUAGGCGACGGCUUUACAGAAUCGGGAAUCUUAAAAACGGAUAACGCAAGCAUAAAUGGGAAUAACGAUUUCUGUACAUAUAUUAAUUUGUAUAAUCCAUAACACAACUGAAAAUAAGUAAUCUAACAAGAGUAAACUUAUGUGUUCGUAGAUUUACUUAUUAAACUCAUUCGUGAAAAGUUGUUACGAAAUUAUUUAAGUCAUUACGAAUUUAUUUAUUAACAUUUCCUCAUUUGUUCUUGCUUAUCCAGAUUGUCGAAUAAAAGAUCCUUAUAAUAAAGGAAGAAUACCGUCCAAGGAUCUUUCGGUUUAAAAUAAGGACCACUAGUGAGAUUGUACUUAAUAUGUAGGUACAGCAUCUACGCAUUUGUAACAAAAUUUCUUUUGUUUAAAUUUAUGUGAAGGAAUUCGCCAUCUUUGGAACGAUUUACAUAUCAAAACGAUAAUAUCUUCUGAUAUCAUUUAAAUAUUCUAAAUUUCAGUGGUUUUAUGAAUAUAAUAUUAUCUACAGUCAUAAAAUGACUUCACCAGCUUUUGCAUAUCAAUACAAAAUAUCAAAAUUCGCCAUACCCUACUCAUAUUCAAAAUCAAAGUAUCAAAAUUCAAAGUAAACUGUAGGUACUUAUUAAAAAAGAAACUUUAUCGAGUAUUUCUAGAACCGUUUAUUAUUUUAAAUAUUUAAUUUAGAAGUAUUUAACUUACUCCGUUUUUGUUUAGUAGUUAAUUUAUUUUAUUACAACAUAUUUUAUAUUUAUAAACCGAUCACACUAAAGGAAUCCAUUAAAUGUAAUAAACUAUAUUGAAUAUUAAAAGUAUAAAUAUUGUAACCGUAACAGAAUGGGUGUCGUAGUGGAACAAUUAAUAAUUAUAAAACUGAAUUUAUGUGUAAUCUUCCAUGUUACGCACUUCACUUUGUAAAUAUGUCUAAUAAAUUUUGGUUAACUUCACUUUUCUAAAGCACGAACCAAUAUUACAUCUAAGUCGAAGUAUACAAGUCACAUAGUGGAGACUUUAAUGAUACCAUGAGCUUUUAUAAUAAUCUUUACAUCAGGCUCUACUGUGUGACUCUCUUCUUGUAUAGAUAACUUCAAAUCUUUUCAUAUAUAUAAUGUAACUAUAUACCUAGUUUAAACUCUUGUCUUAAUUACAUUCAUUAACUCUGCUUUGAUUGUUUGCGUUUCUUUGUUCCGAAUUCUUUCUUCAAUUGCAUUAUUAAAAUAAAUUCCAUUAGAGCAGUUGACAAAUGUUGCUGAAAGUCAUAGAGGUUAUAAGAUUGUUGUCACAAUUAUACCACAGUAACAUUUACCCCCAUAAGCAUUUAAGGAAAUAACAUGUUUUUAACGGUAAUAGGAUUGUUUUGGUGUUUCGUGUUAUGUGUAAUUACAGAAUUCAUGUUAGUGUAAGAUGAUAAUACUGUAAGUCUAAAGUCCGUGUUAAGGAUAUGUAUAACGUUGGAUUGUCUUAGAAUUUCCUUUUAGUUCACAUUCAAAAUCUAUUUGUCAAAAUUCUGUACAUUCAGUAAGUAUGUUUCUUAUGUAUGAAAUAUUAAAUACUUACAUUCAAAUUAUUAACAUUCUCGGUCAAACCAAUGAUUCAAUUAACAAAUUAUAAUAUAUAACA